CAUACAUUCAUAGAUAGAUACGCAGCGGGAAAAACAAUAAAACAUUCAAAACGGUCUUUUCUUCUUAGUGACAAGUUUAGUUGAUUGUGCGUGUUGUCAGUUACCUCCGAUGAUUAAAGCGCUAGAAGGAGAAGGGCAAAAAUGAAAAUGAUGUGUUUACAGAAACGCAACAACAUCGUCACGGUUCGUCCUGUUCGUAAGUAACUCCCUGAUCUUCCCUCUAUUCAUGAGACUUCCAUACACAUGGUACAUGGACUGCCAUCAACAAAAUAACGAGACCUACGCGGAAUCCAAUCGAUGUACAUUCGCAACGUUCCUUCCACUCUCAGCGUCAUCCACACCAUUCCUUCCUAGCAUCUCAGUAUUCUUGGUGGAGGGGAAGCAUGUUGUCGUCGAUGGUGGCGAUGGUGGUGAAAUUCAUAUGUUGUCGAUUGUCCGUUGUAUCCAGCCCAUUGAUACUUUUUCUUGCUCGCUCAUUCCCUCAUUCCCUUGCCCCCUUGCUCUCGUGAGCGUCACUGUCCGCUACACGCUUUUCGCUCUUUACUUUACACUCUUCGAUUUACAUAUACUCUUCGCUCUUCGCUUUUCGCUGUUCGGGAUAUUAUUCAAGCCCACGGGCAAGUUCCCAUCAGAUCAUCGGGACUUCCUCGGCCGCCCGUCAAGGUGGUCAAGGUCAUCCAUCAGUGUUAAUAACGCUGCCCUGUCAAGGCAGGCCCUCAAGGUUCCCAAGUUUGCCUCUGCCAUGCAGUCCACUCUCCUGUUUCCCACCUGACACCUCCAGUCCCAGAUUCCGUGACGGUCGAUCAGAUACCUUGACGGUCCAGGUAAAUACCCGAAAUACCCUGACGGUCUAGAAGCGUAUCAUGCCCUUUUGACGACUGAUGGAAAGACCCUUGACACCUUGACGUCCACGACACAAGCGGGCGGCAGCGGGCGGCAAACGGAUAGAACCUAGACGUUGAUCGUAUUGCCUGAUAA
Molecule: messenger RNA, 978 nt
Organism: Neurospora tetraspora
Lineage: Eukaryota; Fungi; Ascomycota; Sordariomycetes; Sordariales; Sordariaceae
Exons: 1
Coding region: 227-772 (181 amino acids)
Source: RefSeq, a predicted model, not a curated record